UAAACAACUCAGCGAAACCGAAAGUAAAAACUGCCGUUCCUUCUGAGUCGACAGCUCGGUGCUCUGCAGCGUUUUCAGCAGAAGCAAAUAUGGCCUCCAGGAAACGACCCAGGUCCGAGUCUUCAGAGGACUCCAGUGAUCCUUCAACCAGUUCACAGACCAGUUCAGAUCCCGACCGGAUGUCAGUGAAGAGCGACUGGUCUAAGAUGGAUCCGCCCACGUUUAGCAUCGAUGGCUCACAGACCAGCUCAGGUCCCGACCACAUGUCAGUGAAGAGCGACUGGUCUAAGAUGGAUCCGCCCACGUUCAGUAUCGAUGGUUCACAGACCAGUUCAGGUCCCGAGCACAUGUCGCUGAGGAGCGACUGGUCUAAGAUGGAUCCGCCCACGUUUGGCAUCGAUGGUUCACAGAGUACUUCAGGCCCCAAGCGGAUGUCAACGAGGAGCAACUGGUCAAAGAUGGAUCCGCCCACGUUUGGCAUCGUUGGGGAACUACCUUUGAAUGAUGAGCCUCGUAGAAAGAAAUUCAGAACAACAAUGGAAAAAGAGAAACAUGCAGAAAAAGUUGAAGGUGACAGCAACCUGUCAAAAGUAAAACAACGUUUUAAAAGAACCAUGCAAAAGAACAGCAUGAUGGUCUUUGAAGGUGAUGAAGACCAAAAGAGUCCCCUGAAUAGUAUUUACACACAACUCCACAUCACCGCUGGAGGGAGUGAAGCACCACGUGCAGAACACGAGUCCAAACAGCUUCGAGCUCAGCUAAAUAAAACUAAACUCGUCAACGAUGAGUUUUCAGUCAACCUCAGUGACAUCUUCAAAUGUUCCCCUGGUCAAGAAAAAUACAGAACCGUUCUGACGAAGGGUGUCGCCGGCAUUGGGAAAUCCUUCAGUGUGAAGAAGUUCACUCUGGACUGGGCCACAGAGGAGGCCAACCAGGACGUUGACUUCGUGUUCAGUUUUGCUUUCCGAGAGCUGAAUUUAUGUUCCGGUGAGAAAAGCCUCCUUGAGCUCCUCACCGAGUUCCACCUCGAUCUUCUCGGUCUGACUGCACCUGCUGAUUAUCUCAACACCAAGACGAUAGUGAUCCUGGACGGCCUGGACGAGAGCAGACUCCCCCUGGUCUUCAAGGACAAUCAGGUGGUCACAUCUGUCCAUCAAAAGACGUCUGUGGGAAAUCUGGUGGUGAAUCUCAUCAAGGGUCACCUUCUUCCUGAUGCAAACCUCUGGAUAACAUCCCGUCCAACAGCAGCUGAUAUGAUCCCUGUGGAGCAUGUUGGACUGAUGACAGAGAUCAGAGGAUUCAAUGACAGUCAAAUCAAAGAGUACUUUCAGAGGCAGUUUGCUCAAGAUCUUGAUCUGGCAACAAGAAUCACGUCGCAUAUUCAGUCUUCAGAAAGUCUCCACUUCAUGUGUCAAAUCCCCAUCUUCUGCUGGAUUUCCGCCCUGCUUUUUCAGGAGGUUUUCGGAGAUGAAGAACCAGAAAUUCCCCAAACUCUGACAGAGACGAUGGCACAUUUUCUGUCUACCCAAACAAGACGUAAAAUGAAAAAAUCUGGUGGGAUGCCUGUGAAGACUGAAGAAAACUUUCUGACCCUGCACAGAGAAUUUCUUCUAAAGCUUGGCAAAGUUGCUUUCCAGCAGCUGCUGAAGAACAGCCUGAUCUUCUACGAAAAAGACCUUGAAGACUGUGGCAUCGACAUGAAAGCAGCAUCCGUCUGCUCUGAAUUUUUCAGCACAGUUCUUGUGGAAGAAAAAAUUAUCUACCAGAAGAAAGUCUUCUUCUUCGUUCAUCUGACCGUACAAGAGUUCUUCGCAGCUCUCUACGUCUUCGACUCUUUCUUAAACAACAAUAUCACAGAGUUGGAAGACUUCCUUCAAAUGAAAGACAAAGAACACACUUUACUGGAUCUUCUGAAGACGAUUGUUGACAGAGUGUUGGGAAAGGCGUACGGCCACAUGGACUUCUUCAUGCGCUUCCUGCUUGGCCUCCUAGUAGAGGCCAAUCGAAGAGUCCUUCGAGGUUUUCUGAAGACAUCAGGUCUGAGUCAAGACACCGAGAAGAAAAUCCUGACUCACCUGAAAUCCAUCCGAAGAAAGAAAAUCUCUCCAGAUGGCUGCAUAAACCUUUUCCAGACCAUGGUGGAGAUGAGAGACCACAAAGUCAAAGAUGAGAUUGAGGAAUACCUGAAAGUGCCGGAUCGUUCAGGGAAGGAGCUGACUCCGCUGCACUGCUCUGCACUGGCCUACAUGCUGCAGGUGUCAAAGAACGAUCUGGAAGUGUUGGACCUGAAGAGUUACAGGACGUCCGAGGAGGGCCGGAGGAGGCUGAUCCCUGCAGUGAGGAGGAGCCGAAAGGCCUUACUAGCAAGCUGUGGAGUGACCGCUCAGUGGGUGGAACAUCUGGCCUUUGGACUCAGGUUUCCCCACUCUCCUCUGCGAGAUCUGGACCUGAGCAACAACGACCUGAGAGACUCAGGAGUGCAGGAGUUGUGUAAAGGCCUGGAGAGUCAAUACUGCAGACUGGAAAGGCUCAGCUUGUCGGGCUGCAUGGUGACUAAAGAAGGCUGUGGUCACCUGGUGUCGGCUCUGCGCUCCAACCCGACCCAUCUGAAAGUUCUGGACCUGAGCUACAACAAUCCAGAAGAGUCAGGAAUAAAUCAGCUUCAAGAAAUCAAGAAUGAUCCAGAGUUAAAGCUGAGGUAUGACCACGGAUCGAUUGAAUGGAUCAAGCCAGGGUUCAAAAAAUACGCCUGUGACGUGACUCUGGAUCCCAACACGGUGAGCAAGAACCUGCUGCUGUCUGAGGGGAACAGAAGAGUGAGCUGGGCGGUCGAGCAGCAGACGAAAGCAGAACGUCAGAGGCCUGAAGUCUGCCUGAGCCAGCAGAGCCUGAAGGAGCGCUGCUACCUGGAGGUGGACUUACUGGAGUCCUGCAGUGUGAUUUUGGCAUACAGGAGCGUCAUGGAGAAAAGAGGUGAACGUGAGCUGGUUAUUGAUGACGAAUCGUGGUGGUUCACCGUCGAUGAUGGACGUGGUUAUGUUCAGCAUGGGAAAAACAAGGUCGAAGUAGAAUCCCACAACUGGCGCUCCAGACGCCUCGGAGUGUAUCUGGACCGGGAAGCUGGUGUUCUGUCCUUCUACAGAGUUUCCUCUGACAGUCUCACCUGCCUCCGCACCUUCACAGAGACGUUCAGGGACGCCCUCCAACCUGCCGUCCAACUUCACCCGCACUCCUCCAUCACCUUCAUUUCACCAGUGUGAGCAUGUUCUGUCCAGAACAGUGUUUUCAUCUCUAUUUCAUUUUUCCCCAAAGUGGAGAUCAUGUUCCACCUUGUGAUGUUACUCUUUGAAAGAAUCAUUAAAAACCCAGCUCACAACUUUACCUAAGGCUGGGCCAGCAUUUCCCAGUCCUGGUCAGCAACAGCUGAGUGAUUCUGGUCAGUCAGAUGUUACCGACAGAGAGAGUUGACACACCCUCUGUAAUGUCCUUUGUUGUGUUAAUUAAGACGCAUUUAUGAAGCUUACGGUUGCCGUUUAUGGACAUUCACCUGUUCGCACUGACUAGACCAGGGGUCGGCAACCCGUGGCACGCCUGGCAUUGACACUAGGCACGUGUACAUGCGCCCCAUAUAUAAUGGCUGAUAGGGGGAACGGAUGUGUCAUAAACGCCCGAAUGGAUCUGUUUCACUCGGAGCGAACUGUAUUUCGGAGCCGAUUGUACGAAGUGGUGUACACCGAUCGAUAAUCCGCUCCGUGUCUCACAUAAACGCCGCCUGACAGCAGAGCGGAAAAAGACGGAGGAUUAUAUGUUCCGCAUGCGUUCCCUCGUACGUAGUGACGUGAUGAAGUAUGCAGUAAACAGAAAGCAGGACAGUCAAGCAGAAGAACACGAUGGUGAGUUGAAAAACACUUUUUUUAAUAAAAACCCAGAGAGAAAAAACACCGGCGAGGCGAGAUGGAAGCAUAUCGCGCAAAAGCGAGUUGUUCAAAGAGCUCCGUAGCAGAAUACGAGCAUCGCCCGACUGGUGUUAUGGAUUAACUGGUUCCCGUGUUAACGAGUGACGGCAGAAUUCUGUGUAAAUGCAUGUUAACAACAGCAGUUGUUAAAGUGAGACUCACAAAAGAGUUUAAACUUAUAAAUUCACUGUAACUGUCAAUAACCGACGCUCGCCAGAACGACUACAAGGCUCAGCCAUCUAUGGGUCACAAGCUAACACGGGCACCAGUCAAUUCGAAACAUCGAAGCAGCAGGCGGAGCACAAAGCACAAAGUUUAUGAAAGCACUUUUUGGAGUUAAUAACAGAAAAAAAUCUUUGAAGAUAUGAUUGUAUGUGCUUUAUCUGAAUGGAAUACAUUUCCAGGUAUGUUGGAAAUAUUUUUGUAUUUUGUGUUAACUUGCGUUUUAGUUGAUAAUGCACACACAUUGAUGAGAAAAUUUUAAACUGGCACUCCAUGACAAAAAGGUUGCCGACCCCUGGACUAGACCGUCUUGAACAAUAUAUCCCAGCAUGCAUUGCCACUAGGGGUGCAACGGUACAGAUAACCCACGGUACGGUCCGUGCCUCGGUUUUUCCGCCACGGUUUCGGUUCGGUACGGUACACAUUUUGUACAUAAAGAGAACAACUUUUUCUCCCUAAAAUAUCCCUUUAUUUUGCUUGUCAGCAGAAACUUUAUUUCACAGUAAACAUUAACAAACAACAUUAUCACUGUUGUACUUUAUAAUAUCAUGCAUGCUUCUCUCAUGAUAACAUAUUCUGAACAGAGCAUUUUCAAAUAAUAAAUAUCCUCUUAUUGCCUGACUGCUUGUAUACAUUACACAGCAGUAUGACCCGAAGUUGACCCACACCGGAGAUUUAAAUUAAGCUGGUGCCUCCUCAGUUAUGUCUCUCGACUCUUAGGCACACUCAGUGUUGCCAGAUUUGUUCAGUAAAAUACGCAAUAAAGUCGAUGUGUUUGGAGCCGCUGAGAUGAUAGGGGCAUGCUUCAAGUCUCAGCUGGGUUUGGGAGCAGAAAAGCCCAAAACAGAUCUUUUGUAACAAGCAAAAAAAAAAAAAAAGAUCUCACAACUUUUGACUGCCAACAUUGACAAGUGACUUUUCAAAAUAAGAAGCUGAUAUUUAGCGGACCUGGCAACUAUUGCUGCACUUUGACCCGGCUACAGUUAGCAGCAGCACAGCAGCGGUUGGACAUUAGUGUGUUUUUUUAUCCGUCCGGACAGGCACAUACACAAAUGACGGGCUUUAAAGCAGCUGUGUAAAAUGAAUCACAAAACCGAAAAACCACAGUCCAUUUGGGCGUAUUGUCCCGUGCCUCGCGGACCGAAGGGUGACUACGGUGAGUGAUGAGGGCCACAUGGUCAUACUUUGCAAUUAUAAUACAACACCCUCUUGAUUUUGAGGGGAGUCUUUGUGUGUAUCUCAAAUUUAAAUGAGUCAGCAUUCAAUCCAGUCAUGUCAAUAUGAAAUUAAAAGUUAAAAUAUCACAAUGUAGGUCGGACGAUUUUGACUUCAUCCUGUGGCGCUGACAGAUGCACCGGUGUGUCCUUGUCGCAUGACCGCUUAAACAGGAAGUAGCACAAUGCACAGUGCCAUCAGAUUUGCCGUUCUAAUCAUGCCGAAAAUGCGGACUUCAAACUACAAACCAUUUGUCAAACGAUGUUUGUUGGCCAAAGAAAUGUGGAGAUAUGAGGAAAAAUGCGUGCGCAUUUUUCUGCGACAAGUUCUCAUGCGUUCAAUGCAUGGUCCGUGCAUGAAGCCCAGUGAGGAGUGCUUCUUGAAAGAGGUAAAACUGUUGUGAAGAAAAAUCUAAACCCGACAGUGUAUUUUUCCUAUUGGUUGAGAAGAAACUGCCCAUCCUCCAGUCAAACUUUUACAAAACAGCUUCCAGGCAGAAGAGAAACUGAGCCUGGACUCAAUCAAUGCAAAAGAGAGUCAGAAAGUGAAAGUAGGUUUCGAGAUCUGAGAGGAUCACUGUUGUUACCGUGAUGUGACUCUGUAGUUAAUGUGUAGGGACUGAGAUUAGAGGGCAGUGUCUUGUCCUGACACUGUAUUUGUGACUCACACUUUUUAGAUAGUUGCACCAAAUCACCUGCGGCCCAGCUUCCAUUUCACUGUAAAUAUCUUUAUAUAACUGUUUUGUGUGAUCUAUCUGUACACACGUUUUUGAAAUAGUUUGGAUUUGCUAUACAGGUGAUAACAAUGAUUAAAUAAACAUGUUCGUGAUUUUCAUAUUGAAAAAAAAAAACGGUACUUUUUUCCAUCCAAACUUGAAGUUUUUAGUGGUUUUAGAUCCACCAUGUUAAGACAGUAGGUUAAAUCGGAAAUAUUUCAGUCAUAUUUGUUAGGUUGUCCUAAAGAAAACCAUCCCAAAAAGCUAACGUUUAUGAUUUUUUUAAUUUGAAAUAUAAAGGCAAAACAAAGACCCUUUUGUUUUUGACUGAAAACCCAAUUUUCAAAUUAAGUUUUCAAAUUUACAAUUUUUUUUAUGUUGUAAAAUGAAGCACCUUUUUCAAGUAUUAUUUCAAGCAAUUUCCUAUAAAUUGAACUCUCCCCCAAAAAAAGAACAUGCUUAUAUGCCAUGAUAGAUGUCACCUCGAUCUAAUCUAGAACAGUUACAUUCAAUCAUACUGUGAAUCUGUUUCGUUAGGUUUUGUUCAUGAUUACUGAAAAUAUGAAUUCAGAAGCGGGACGCUCAUCACUUUCUUUAUUAAAGGUCAUGAGGUUUUUGUGGCUUCAUCAGAGCAUUAAAGACUGUAGACAUUAUAGUAUAUGACAAGUUUGAAAGAAAUGUACAUUCACUAUUAUGGAAUUCUGAAAUUGAUUUUUGUGUGUGAAUUUGAUCAUUGAAGAUUUUUUUUUUGUGUGUUUAACUCAUGAUACAGUGUUGUGCUGACUGCUGUGUGUGUUGGUUUUUCCUGCAUUGGUUUGGCUCAUUUCUUGAAACUGAAAUACAUUUUCAAAACUCCAAGAUCUUUUGGCAAAACAGUCUUACAGUUCAGCUCAACAGCACAGUUCACCUGCUAAAGCUCAUCUCUCUCCCAAAACUGUUCUCUCAUGUUUCAAAGUGGCAUUUCUUUUCCAUAUAAACAGUCAGUUUCACCAAAAUGUAAAGAUCCUUCUGAACAGCUCUGACAGACCGGAUGUUCUCAGUUCUCUUGGUCUCUUGUCAAAAACAGCCUGGACGGUUGAGCAGAACCACAUGGUUCACCUUCAGAGAUCACAUCUCUUUAAAACUGUUCACUCAGGUGUCACAACUACUCUUCUCUUUCAAACAAAUGGCCAGUGCCCUCAAAAUGCUUCGUCCCUUUAGGCAUUGUGUGGCUCUGGCAGAAUGUUUAGAUGUUUGGUCUUUAAAGCAGAGGAACACUGAAAUAUCCCUCCUCUGUCUUUCUGUCUGAGCCCAGUCUUUCAUUCACAAUGGUUCCUGUGAUGGUUUUUUUUUUGGGUUGUUUAGCUAUCACAAUACAUACUGUAUGAGAAAAUGAAGAAAAAAAGCAUUUUCACACAUUCAAACAUUGCUCCCAUACUUCCAAGGAAACUGUUACAAUUUUUAUUCACACACAAAGUAACUUCCAUCCAUCAGAGCUCAAUAUACUGUAAAAUAAACACAAAGAAACAAAAAAAAGGAAAAUUUUAUGAAGCCCACAGUGCCGUAAAUGAAGCUAGAGUUACACAGCUCACUUCUUCACUGGUCUCCCUCCUCACCCUCCUCACCCUCACACUAACAGAUGCAUGUCUGGUAUUCAUGGUAUUGCAUUUUGUUCUCGGCUAAUUUUGACAGUUGAACAGAUGAUUUAGCAGGUGGUGACUGAAACAAUGCUAACAUGUUUUAGAGAAAAACAACUCUUCGACUGAGAAUCAAUUACUUUAGAUCAACAUGAUAUAUUAACUUGGAAAUUGAGCUGAAUCUAGCCUGACUGUGCUGAAUCACUAGCAAAGACGUUCUGAGACACUGAGACAUGGACUAAGACAUUUCGGUUGUGAGCAGUUACAGAGUAUUUUGGAGGUUUGUCCGUGUUGAGAAUGGAAUGUCUGUUUUGAGAAAUGAGCCGAACCAAUGGAGGAAAACAGGAAUAUGAUGUGAUCGUCCUUCAGACUUGUUCACUCCAUCACUGUGUCAGACUCACUAGCAGAAUGCUCCUGAGGUUGGUUACGUUGUUUUUGAUCUAUCCUUGCAUAUGAUAUGAAAUCAGUUAUUAUACUUUCAGACACACAUACAGAUAUACUGUAUGUACGUAUGUAUGUACGCACACGUUUCUGUAGUAUUGGAUCAAUAAAGGAAUCAUAUAACCUG
Salarias fasciatus (jewelled blenny) is the source of this 8292-nucleotide messenger RNA. RefSeq names its product NLR family CARD domain-containing protein 3-like. Gene Ontology annotation, molecular function: protein binding. Bases 90 to 3260 code for a protein of 1056 amino acids. NCBI's taxonomy places the organism in Eukaryota, Metazoa, Chordata, Actinopteri, Blenniiformes, Blenniidae. The transcript has 12 exons. The record is from RefSeq and is a predicted model, not a curated record.